Molecule: messenger RNA, 11140 nt
Organism: Propithecus coquereli (Coquerel's sifaka)
Lineage: Eukaryota; Metazoa; Chordata; Mammalia; Primates; Indriidae
Gene: LYST
Product: lysosomal trafficking regulator
Exons: 48
Coding region: 1-10806 (3601 amino acids)
Biological process (GO): intracellular protein localization
Cellular component (GO): membrane; cytosol
Molecular function (GO): protein kinase binding
Source: RefSeq, a predicted model, not a curated record
AUGAGCACUGACAGUAACUCAUUGGCACGUCAAUUUCUGACUGAUGUCAACCGGCUUUGCAAUGCAGUGGUCCAGAGGGUGGAGGCCAGGGAGGAGGAAGAGGAGGAGACACACAUGGCAACCCUUGGACAGUACCUUGUCCAUGGUCGAGGAUUUUUGUUACUUACCAAGCUAAAUUCUAUCAUUGAUCAGGCGUUGACAUGCAGAGAAGAACUCCUGACUCUCCUUCUAUCACUCCUUCCACUGGUAUGGAAGAUACCUGUUCAAGAAGAAAAAGCAACAGAUUUUAAUCUGCCAUUCUCAGCUGAUAUAAUCCUGACCAAAGAAAAGAACACAACUUCACAAAGAUCCACUCAGGAAAAAUUACAUUUAGAAGGGAGUGCCCUGUCUGGUCAGGUUUCUGCAAAAGUAAACACUUUUCGGAAAAGCAGACGACAGCGUAAAAUUACCCAUCGCUAUUCUAUAAGAGAUGCAAGGAAAACACAGCUCUCCACUUCAGAUUCAGAAGCCAAUUCAGAUGAAAAAAGCAUAGCAAUGAAUAAGCACAGAAGGCCCCAUCUGCUGCAGCAUUUUGUAACACAGUCUCCUAAAGAAGACCACCUUACAGUUAAAUUUGACCACUUAGCAACCAAAGAACAGACUCCUCCUGAUACCAUGGCUUCAGAACAUUCCAGAGAGAUUAUUCUAAGACAGGAGUCAAACACUGACAUUUUAAGUGAGCCAGCUGCCUUGUCUGUUAUCAGUAACAUGAACAAUUCUCCAUUUGACUUAUGUCAUGUUUUGUUAUCUCUAUUAGAAAAAGUUUGUAAAUUUGACAUUAGCUUAAAUCAUACUUCUGCUCUAGCAGCUAGUGUAGUGCCCACACUGACUGAAUUCCUGGCAGGCUUUGGAGACUGCUGCAAUCUAAGUGACAACUUAGAGAGUCAAGUGCUUUGUACAGGUUGGACUGAAGAACCAGUGGCUUUGAUUCAACGAAUGCUCUUUCGAACAGUGUUGCAUCUGAUGUCAGUAGAUGUUAGUACUGCAGAGAUGAUGCCAGAAAGUCUUAGAAAAAAUUUAACUGAAUUGCUUAGGGCAGCUUUAAAAAUUAGAACUUGUCUAGAAAAGCAGCCUGACCCUUUUGCACCAAGGCAAAAGAAAACAUUACAGGAGAUUCAGGAAGAUUUUGUUUUUUCAAAGUAUCGUCAUAGAGCUCUUCUUUUACCUGAGCUUCUGGAAGGAGUUCUACAGAUCCUCAUCUGUUGUCUUCAAAGUGCAGCUUCAAAUCCCUUCUACUUCAGUCAAGCCAUGGAUUUGGUUCAAGAAUUCAUUCAGCAUUAUGGAUUUAAUUUAUUUGAAACAGCAGUUCUUCAAAUGGAAUGGCUGGUUUUAAGAGAUGGAGUUCCUCCUGAGGCCUCAGAACAUUUGAAAUCCCUCAUAAAUAGUGUGAUGAAAAUAAUGAGCACUGUCAAAAAAGUAAAAUCCGAGCAACUUCAUUAUUCAAUGUGUACGAGAAAAAGGCACAGACGCUGUGAAUAUUCUCACUUUAUGCAUCAUCACCGAGAUCUCUCAGGCCUUCUGGUUUCAGCUUUUAAAAACCAGGUUUCCAAAAACCCAUUUGAAGAGACUGCAGAUGGGGAUGUUUACUAUCCUGAGCGCUGCUGUUGUAUUGCGGUGUGUGCUCAUCAGUGCUUGCGCUUACUACAGCAGGCUUCCUCGAGCAGCACUUGUGUCCAGAUUCUUUCAGGUGUUCAUAACGUUGGGAUAUGCUGUUGUAUGGAUCCCAAAUCUGUGAUCGUUCCUUUGCUCCAUGCGUUUAAGUUGCCAGCACUGAAAAUUUUUCAGCAGCAUAUAUUGAAUAUCCUUAACAAACUUAUUUUGGAUCAGUUAGGAGGAGCAGAGAUAUCAGAAAAAAUUAAAAAAGCAGCUUGCAAUAUUUGUACCGUUGACUCUGACCAACUAGCCAAAUUGGAAGAGACGCUGCAGGGAAACUCAUAUGAUGCUGAAUCCUCCUCAAGUUUAUCUAGUCCUUCUAAUAGAUUUCAAGGGAUCCUGCCUAGCAGUGGAUUUGAAGACUUGUUGUGGAAAUGGGAUGCCUUAAAGGCUUAUCAGAACUUUGUUUUUGAAGAAGACAGAUUACAGAGUAUACAGAUUGCAAAUCAUAUUUGCAAUUUAAUUCAGAAAGGCAAUGUAAUUGUUCAGUGGAAACUGUAUAAUUACGUAUUUAAUCCUGUGCUCCAAAGAGGAGUUGAAUUAGCACACCACUGUCAACACCUAAGCGCUACUUCAGCUCGAACUCAUGCAUGUAGCCAUCAUAACCAAUGUUUGCCUCAGGAAGUGCUUCAGAUUUAUUUAAAAACUCUACCUAUCCUGCUUAAAUCCAGGGUAAUAAGAGAUUUGUUUUUAAGUUGUAAUGGAGUAAAUCAAAUAAUUGAAUUAAAUUACUUAAAUGGUAUUCGAAAUCAUUCCCUAAAAGCAUUUGAAACUCUGAUAAUCAGCCUAGGGGAACAACAGAAAGAUGCUUCGGUUCCAGGUAUUGAUGGGAUAGACACUGAACAGAAGGAGUUGUCCUCUGUAAAUGUGGGUACUGCUUUUCAUAACCAGCAAGCUUAUUCAGAUUCUUCUCAGAGCCUCAGCAAAUUUUAUGCCAACCUCAAAGAAGCUUACCCUAAGAAAUGGAAGACUGUUAACCAGAAUGUUCAUAUCAACACGAUAAACCUAUUCCUCUGUGUGGCAUUUUUAUGUGUAAGUAAAGAAGCAGAGUCCGAUAGAGAGUUGGCCAAUGAUUCAGAAGAUACUUCUGGCUAUGACAGCACAGCCAGUGAGUCUUUAAGUCAUAUGCUGCCAUGUUUAUCUCUUGAGAGCCUUGUCUUGCCUUCUCCUGAACAUAUGCACCAAGCAGCAGACAUUUGGUCUAUGUGUCGUUGGAUCUACAUGUUGAGUUCAGUCUUCCAGAAACAGUUUUACAGGCUGGGUGGUUUCCGAGUAUGCCAUAGAUUAAUAUUUAUGAUAAUACAGAACCUAUUCAGAAGUCACGAAGAAGAGCAAGGAAAAAAGGAGGCAGAUACAAAUGUAAAGGAAAACCAAGAUUUAAACAGAACUUCUCAACCUGAGAUAACUGCAAAGGAAGAUUUAUUGUCUCUGACUGUAAAAAGUGACCCCACACCAUCAGAAACGGGUAGUUUAAAGAAGAGUGCCGACAGUUUAGGUACAUUAGAGCCACAGUAUAUUUCUUCCAUAAAUGUGGAACAAAUUUCUGCUACCGAAGCUGCUCCUGAGGAAGCAAAGAUACUUACAAAUCAAGAAAGUGAGACCUCACUUCAGAGUAUACGACUUUUAGAAGCCCUUCUGGCCAUUUGUCUUCAUAGUGCCAGAACUAGUCAACAAAAGGUGGAAUCGGAGUUACCUAAUCAGAGCUUGUCUGUGGAAAAUAUAUUGUUUGAAAUGAGGGACCAUCUUUCCCAGUCAAAGGUGAUUGAAACAGAAUUAGCAAAGCCUUUGUUUGAUGCCCUGCUUCGAGUUGCCCUGGGAAGUCAUUCAGCAGAUUUUGAACGUAAUGAUGCUAUGAGUGAGAAGAGUCAUCAAUCUGAGGAAGAACUGUCAUCCCAGCCUGGUGAUUUUUCAGAAGAAGCUGAGGAUUCUCAGUGUUGUAGUUUUAAACUUUUAGUUGAAGAAGAAGGUUAUGAAGCAGAUAGUGAAAGCAAUCCUGAGGGUGGCGAAACCUGGGAUGAUGGGGUAGAUGUAAAGUCUGAAACAGAAGGUUUUAGUGCAUCAAGCAGUCCAAAUGUCUUACCUGAAAACCCCACUCAAGGAGAAAUAAUAUAUCCUGAGAUUUGUAUUCUGGAAUUAAAUUUGCUUUCUGCUAGUAAAGCCAAACUUGAUGUGCUUGCUCAUGUAUUUGAGAGUUUUUUGAAAAUUAUUAGGCAGAAAGAAAAGAAUAUUUUUCUGCUCAUGCAACAGGGAACUGUGAAAAAUCUUUUAGGAGGGUUCUUGAGUAUUUUAUCACAGGCUGAUUCUGAUUUUCAAGCAUGCCAGAGAGUAUUGGUGGAUCUUUUGGUAUCUUUGAUGAGUUCAAGAACAUGUUCAGAAGAGCUAAUCCUUCUUUUGAGAAUAUUUCUGGAGAAAUCUCCUUGUACAAAAAUUAUUCUUCUGGGUAUUCUGAAAAUUAUUGAAAGUGGUAAUACUAUGAGCCCUUCACAGUAUCUAACCUUCCCUUUACUGCAUACCCCAAAUUUAAGCAAUGAUGUUUCAUCACAAAAGUGUCCUGGAAUUCUGAACAGUAAAGCCAUGGGUUUACUGAGAAGAGCACGAGUUUCACGGAGCAAGAAAGAGGCUGAUAGAGGAAGUUUUCCCCAUCGGCUGCUUUCCUCUUGGCACAUAGCCCCAAUCCACUUGCCAUUGCUGGGGCAAAACUGCUGGCCACACCUGUCAGAAGGUUUCAGUGUUUCCCUGUGGUUUAAUGUGGAGUGUAUCCAUGAAGCUGAGAAUACCACAGAGAAAGGAAAGAAGAUAAAGAAAAGAAACAAAUCAUUAAUUUUACGAGAUGGCAGUUUUGAUGGCACAGAGAGUGACAGACCAGAAGGUGCAGAGUACAUAAAUCCUAGUGAGAGACUCAUAGAAGAAGGAUGUAUUCAUAUAAUUUCCCUGGGAUCCAAAGCAUUGAUGAUCCAAGUGUGGGCUGAUCCUCAUAAUGGCACUUUUAUCUUUCGUGUGUGCAUGGAUUCAAAUGAUGACAUGAAAGCUGUUUUACUAGCACAGGUUGAAUCACAGGAGAAUAUUUUCCUCCCAAGCAAAUGGCAACAUUUAGUACUUACCUACUUACAGCAGCCCCAAGGGAAAAAGAAUAUUCAUGGGAAAAUCUCCAUAUGGGUCUCUGGACAGAGGAAGCCUGACGUUACUUUGGAUUUUAUGCUUCCAAGAAAAACAAGUUUGUCAUCUGAUAGCAAUAAAACAUUUUGUAUGAUCGGCCAUUGUUUAUCAUCCCAAGAAGAGUUUUUGCAAUUGGCUGGAAAAUGGGACUUGGGAAAUUUGCUCCUCUUCAAUGGAGCUAAGAUUGGUUCACAAGAAGCCUUUUAUCUAUAUGCUUGUGGACCCAACCACACAUCUAUAAUGCCAUGUAAAUAUGGCCAGCCAAUCAAUGACUACUCCAAAUAUAUCAAUAAGGAAAUUCUGCAAUGUCAACAAAUCAGAGAACUUUUUAUGACCAAGAGAGAUGUGGACAUUAGUCUCUUGAUUGAAAGUCUUUCAGUUGUUUAUACAACUUACUGUCCUGCUCAGUAUACCAUCUAUGAGCCAGUGAUUAGACUUAAAGGUCAGAUGAAAACUCAGCUCUCUCAAAGACCCUUCAGCUCAAAAGAAGUUCAGAGCAUCUUAUUAGAAACUCAUCAUCUAAAGAAUCUCCAGCCUACUGAAUGUAAAACUAUGCAAGGCAUUUUGCACGAGAUUGGUGGAACUGGUAUCUUUGUUUUUCUUUUUGCUAGGGUUGUUGAACUCAGUAGCUGUGAAGAAACUCAAGCAUUAGCACUGCAAGUUAUACUCUCAUUAAUUAAAUACAACCAACAAAGGGUACAUGAAUUAGAAAACUGUAAUGGACUUUCCAUGAUUCAUCAGGUGUUGAUCAAACAAAAAUGCAUUGUUGGCUUUCACAUUUUGAAGACUCUUCUCGAAGGUUGCUGUGGUGAAGAUAUUAUUCACAUCAAUGAGAGUGGAGAGUUUAAGUUGGAUAUGGAGUCUAAUGCUAUAAUCCAAGAUGUUAAACUGUUAGAGGAGCUAUUGCUUGACUGGAAGAUAUGGAAUAAAGCAGAGCAAGGUGUUUGGGAAACUCUGCUAGCUGCUCUAGAAGUCCUCAUCAGAGCAGAUCACCACCAGCAGAUGUUUAAUAUUAAGCAGUUAUUGAAAGCUCAAGUGGUUCAUCACUUUCUACUGACUUGUCAGGUUUUGCAGGAACACAAAGAGGGGCAGCUCACAUCCAUGCCCCGAGAGGUUUGUAGAUCAUUUGUGAAAAUUAUAGCAGAAGUCCUUGGAUCUCCUCCAGAUUUGGAGUUAUUGACAAUUAUCUUCAAUUUCCUUUUAGCAGUUCACCCUCCUACUAAUACUUACGUUUGUCACAACCCCACGAACUUCUACUUUUCUUUGCACAUAGAUGGCAAGAUCUUUCAGGAGAAAGUCCAGUCAAUCAUGUACCUGAGGCAUUCCAGCAGUGGAGGAAGGUCCCUUACGAGCCCUGGAUUUAUGGUAAUAAGCCCAUCUGGUUUUACUGCUUCACCUCCUGAAGGAAACAAUUCCUCCAAUAUUAUUCCACAGCAAAUGGCUGCCCACAUGCUGCGUUCUAGAAGCCUACCAGCAUUUCCUACUUCUUCACCAGAAAUACAACCACGAAAAUUGACUGCAAGUUUGGGUUGUAGUAUCGACAAGUUACAAAAUAUUGCAGAUACUUAUGUUGCUACCCAACCAGAGAAAGAAAAUCCUUUGGGGAGUUCUGACCCACUGAAAAAAGGCAAAGAGGAUGCAUUCAUCAGUAGCUGCGAGUCUGCAAAAACUGUUUGUGAAAUGGAAGCUGUCUUCUCAGCCCCAGCCUCCGUCAGUGAUGUCCCAAAAGGAACAUUUGGAUUUCCAGCGGUCAAAGUAGAUAAUAAAGAAUUGGGAGCAGAACCCAGACCAGAGGACGACAGUCCUGGAGAUGAGUCCUGCCCACGCCGACCUGAUUACCUAAAGGGACUGGCCUCAUUCCAGCGAAGCCACAGCACUGUUGCAAGCCUUGGGCUAGCUUUUCCUUCACAGAAUGGAUCUGCAGCCAUUGGCCGCUGGCCAAGUCUUGUUGAUAGGAACACUGAUGAUUGGGAAAACUUUGCCUUUUCUCUUAGUUAUGAGUCAGACUACAAUCAAACUGCACGUGCUCAGAGUGUAACCGAAGACUGUUUGAUACCUAUAUGCUGUGGAUUAUAUGAACUCUUACGUGGAAUUCUUCUCAUCCUACCUGAUAUGAUGCUUGAGAAUGUGAUGGACAAGCUUAUUCAAGCAGACUUACUUUUGGUCCUGGUUAACCACCCAUCACCAGCUAUACAACAAGGAGUGAUAAAAUUAUUAGAUGCAUAUUUUAAUAGAGCAUCUAAGGAACAAAAAGAUAAAUUUCUGAAGAAUCGUGGAUUUUCUUUGCUAGCCAACCAAUUGUAUCUUCAUCGGGGAACUCAAGAAUUGUUAGAAUGCUUCAUCGAAAUGUUCUUUGGUCGACGUAUCGGCCUUGAUGAAGAAUUUGAUCUGGAAGAUGUGAAAAACGUGGGACUUUUUCAGAAGUGGUCUGUCAUUCCUAUUCUGGGACUAAUAGAGACCUCUCUGUAUGACAACAUACUCUUGCAUAAUGCUCUUUUACUACUUCUCCAAAUUUUAAAUUCUUGUUCUAAGGUAGCAGAUAUGUUGCUGGAUAAUGGUCUACUCUAUGUGUUAUGUAAUACAAUAGCAGCCCUGAAUGGACUUGAAGACAACAUUCCUUCGAGUGAAUACAAAUUGCUUGCUUGUGAUAUACAACAGCUUUUCAUAGCAGUUACAAUUCAUGCUUGCAGUUCCUCAGGGUCACAAUAUUUUAGGGUUAUUGAAGACCUUAUUGUACUACUUGGAUACCUUCAAAAUAGUAAAAACAAGAGGACACAAAAUAUGGCUGUUGCACUACAACUUAGAGUUCUCCAGGCUGCAAUGGAAUUUAUAAGGACCACCGCCAAUCAUGACUCUGAAAACCUUACAGGUUCACCCCAGUCACCCUCUGCUCUUCAUCACACAGUAUUUCAGAAGCGGAAAAGCAUUGCUGGUCCUCGAAAAUUUCCCCUUGCUCAAACUGAAUCUCUUCUGGUGAAAAUGCGUUCGGUGGCAAAUGAUGAGCUUCACAUGAUGAUGCAGCGGAGAAUGAGCCAAGAGAAUCCCAGCCAGGCAUCUGAAACAGAGCUUACGCAGAGACUGCAGAGGCUCACUGUUCUAGCAGUCAACAGGAUUAUUUAUCAAGAGUUUAAUUCAGACAUUAUUGACAUUCUGAGAACUCCAGAAAAUACAACUCAAAGGAAGACCUCAGUUUCCCAGACUGAAAUUUCUGAGGAAGAUACUCAUCGUGAACAGCCUUCUGUUUUGAAUCCAUUUCAGAAAGAAAUGUUCACAUAUCUGGUAGAAGGAUUCAAAGUAUCUAUACUAAAGUCCUUGGAUGGCCAUUUAAAACCCCCUUUUAUUUUCAUUUGCAGAGCAGUAUGGUAUGACCCCAUCUACUAUCCAGCUUCAUGGCAAUUGGAUCCAACAGAAGGGCCAAAUCGAGAGAGGAGACGUUUACAGCGAUGUUACUUAACUAUUCCAAAUAAGUAUCUCCUUAGGGAUAGACAAAAAUCGGAAGAUGUGGUCAAACCACCACUCUCUUACCUAUUUGAAGACAAAACUCAUUCUUCUUUCUCUUCCACUGUCAAAGACAAAGCUGCAAGUGAAUCUAUAAGAGUGAAUCGAAGGUGUAUCAGUGUUGCACCAUCUAGAGAGACAGCCGGUGAAUUGUUAUUAGGUAAAUGUGGAAUGUAUUUUGUGGAAGAUAAUGCUUCUGAUACAAUCGAAAGUUCGAGCCUUCAAGGAGAGUUGGAACCGGCAUCAUUUUCUUGGACAUAUGAAGAAAUUAAAGAAGUUCACAAGCGUUGGUGGCAGUUGAGAGAUAAUGCUGUAGAAAUCUUUUUAACAAAUGGCAGAACGCUCCUGUUAGCAUUUGAUAACACCAAGGUUCGUGAUGAUGUAUACCACAGUAUACUCACAAAUAACCUCCCUAAUCUUCUGGAAUAUGGUAACAUCACCGCUCUGACAAAUCUGUGGUAUUCAGGACAAAUUACUAAUUUUGAGUAUUUGACUCACUUAAACAAACAUGCUGGCCGAUCCUUCAAUGAUCUCAUGCAGUAUCCAGUGUUCCCAUUUAUACUUGCUGACUACGUUAGUGAGACACUUGACCUCAAUGAUCCAUCAAUCUACAGGAAUCUCUCUAAGCCUAUAGCUGUGCAGUACAAGGAGAAAGAAGAUCGUUACGUGGAUACAUACAAGUACUUGGAGGAAGAGUACCGCAAAGGAGCCAGGGAAGAUGACCCCAUGCCUCCAGUGCAGCCCUAUCACUACGGCUCCCACUAUUCUAACAGUGGCACUGUGCUUCACUUCCUGGUUAGGAUGCCUCCUUUCACUAAAAUGUUUUUAGCUUAUCAAGAUCAAAGUUUUGACAUUCCAGACAGAACUUUUCAUUCUACAAAUACAACUUGGCGCCUCUCAUCUUUUGAGUCUAUGACUGAUGUGAAAGAACUUAUCCCAGAGUUUUUCUAUCUUCCAGAGUUCUUAGUUAAUCGUGAAGGUUUUGAUUUUGGUGUGCGUCAGAAUGGUGAACGGGUUAAUCACGUCAACCUCCCUCCUUGGGCACGCAAUGAUCCUCGUCUUUUCAUCCUCAUCCAUCGGCAGGCUCUAGAGUCUGACUACGUGUCCCAGAACAUCUGUCAGUGGAUUGACUUAGUGUUUGGGUACAAGCAAAAGGGGAAGGCUUCUGUUCAAGCCAUCAAUGUUUUUCAUCCUGCUACAUAUUUUGGAAUGGAUGUCUCUGCAGUUGAAGAUCCAGUUCAAAGACGGGCGCUGGAGACCAUGAUAAAAACCUAUGGGCAGACUCCUCGCCAGCUGUUCCACACAGCUCAUGCAAGCAGACCUGGAGCCAAGCUCAACAUUGAAGGAGAGCUUCCAGCUGCUGUGGGGUUGUUAGUGCAGUUUGCUUUCAGAGAGACUCGAGAACAGGUCAAAGAAAUCACCUAUCCGAGUCCUUUGUCAUGGAUAAAAGGCUUGAAAUGGGGAGAGUAUGUGGGUUCCCCAAGUGCCCCAGUACCUGUGGUCUGCUUCAGCCAGCCCCACGGAGAAAGAUUUGGUUCUCUCCAGGCUCUGCCCACCAGAGCAAUCUGUGGUCUGUCCCGAAAUUUCUGUCUUCUGAUGACAUACAGCAAGGAGCAAGGUGUGAGAAGCAUGAACAGUACUGACAUUCAGUGGUCAGCCAUCCUGAGCUGGGGUUAUGCCGAUAACAUUUUAAGGUUGAAGAGUAAACAAAGUGAGCCUCCAAUAAAUUUUAUACAAAGUUCACAGCAGUACCAGGUGACUAGUUGUGCUUGGGUGCCUGACAGUUGCCAGCUGUUUACUGGAAGCAAAUGUGGUGUCAUCACAGCCUACACAAACAGAUUUACAAGCAGCACGCCAUCGGAGAUAGAAAUGGAGACUCAGAUACAUCUCUAUGGUCACACAGAAGAGAUAACCAGCUUAUUUGUUUGCAAACCAUACAGUAUACUAAUAAGUGUGAGCAGAGAUGGAACCUGCAUCAUAUGGGAUUUAAACAGGUUGUGCUAUGUACAAAGUCUGGCAGGACACAAAAGCCCUGUCACAGCUGUCUCUGCCAGUGAAACCUCAGGUGACAUUGCUACUGUGUGUGAUUCAGCUGGUGGAGGCAGUGACCUCAGACUCUGGACAGUGAACGGGGACCUCGUUGGACAUGUCCACUGUAGGGAGAUCAUUUGUUCAGUAGCUUUCUCCAACCAGCCUGAGGGAAUAUCUAUCAAUGUAAUUGCCGGAGGAUUAGAAAAUGGAAUUGUAAGGUUAUGGAGUACAUGGGACUUAAAGCCUGUGAGAGAAAUUACAUUUCCCAAAUCAAAUAAACCUAUCAUAAGCCUUACAUUUUCUUGUGAUGGCCACCAUUUGUACACGGCAAACAGUGAUGGGACCGUGAUUGCCUGGUGUCGGAAGGACCAGCAGCGCUUGAAACAUCCAAUGUUCUACUCCUUCCUUAGUAGCUAUGCAGCCGGAUGAAUGUGAGAGAACUUUGCAUUCUCCAAAGCACUUUAGCUCCAAACGAGAUUUGUUGACUUCACCAAUUCUAAGAGGUUGAACCUGAAGAAAUGGAUGACUAAACAAAACAUCCGAAUAAUGAUAAAAUCUAUUCAUCUGCACAAAAUUCUAAAGCCUCAGAAGGUCCUGAGAAGGAAGUUCUAUACUAAUUUUGUGAUAAUCUGAAAGAUUGUGUCAGUAUGCACUAACCAACAAAUUUUGAGUCUUGCAUGGUAAAUUAAAAUGAUAUUCUUCAAGUUUUUUCCUACAGAGGUAUUCCCAAGAAAAGAUUAAGGCCUCCCCUUUUCCUAUUAUU